UAGCCAUCCAUUUCAUUUUGUUGUUGUACAAACAAAACCCUAAGUCAUUCAUCUUUUCUUCUUCCGCAGUUCAAAAGAUGUCUUCCUCAUUUUUGACUUCGUUUUCUUCUCCGUUCUCUGUUCUCAAUCUCAACAACAAUGACAGAAACAACAAAAAGAUUUCCUUUUUAAACCCAUCGUCGUCUUCAUCAUCAUCAACCCUAUCCCUUACGGACUCGAACCACCCCCCAUUAACUCAAACCCUCAAGUCCCUCGCCAAAACUCUCAUCUUAGUGGGUACUACUCUCUUAGUCAUCUCUACUUUUCCCGCCAAAGCUCAAUCGCCUCCCAUCACUCUCUCUGGAAACUUUACUUCAGAAGAUGAUACCUUUGAACAAGGCAUUGAAGAUCUCAAAUCCCUUUUGCAACGAAAGCUCGAAAACGGCCAAGACCAAGAAUCUCUUACCAUACUCGAACGCUUAAUCAAGGCGCAACCCCAAGUGAGUGAUUGGAAAUUCUUGAUGGCCAGGUUGCUCAGCGAAAUGGGUCGGACUGAAGAAGCUCGCAACGUGUUCGAAGAAAUUCUUGUGACAAAUCCCUUGUCCUUCGAGGCGUUGUUCGAGAACGCUUUGUUAAUGGACAGACGUGGGGAAGGAGAAGCUGUGAUUAAAAGGUUGCAAGAGGCUUUGGAUUUGGCUGAAGAGGAAAACAAAGUGAAAGAAGCUAGGGAUGUGAGGUUGAUAAUGGCACAAAUUCAGUUCUUGCAAAGGAAUGUGGAGGAGGCUUUAAACAGUUACCAAGAAUUGGAGAAAGAGGAUCCUAGUGAUUUUAGGCCUUAUUUCUGCAAGGGAAUGAUAUAUAGUUUGCUUGAUAGAAAUGCUGAGGCUAAAGAGCAAUUUGCUAAGUACAGAGAACUUUCGCCCAAGAAAUUCGAGGUUGAGGGUUAUUUGAGGACUCCAUUGUCAAGAAUGAAGCUUUUUGGUACUAACCAAGAAGAAGAUGGUAAUUGAUUCCUUGUUUUGAGUUUUGUGAUUUUAUUAGAAUGAAUUGAAUAGCAAUAUCUGAGCCAUGAAGUGGAUUCAGCGGCUAGAAUUCAGUAGUUUGAAUAAGACUGACAAACUUGGCCAUUUCAAUUUGACACUGCAACUUGUAGUAUAAGGUAAUUUAUGCCAAACUAUAAUAACCAUCAUCUCUUUUUUUUUCA
Mangifera indica (mango) is the source of this 1183-nucleotide messenger RNA. RefSeq names its product protein SLOW GREEN 1, chloroplastic. Lineage: Eukaryota; Viridiplantae; Streptophyta; Magnoliopsida; Sapindales; Anacardiaceae. The coding region runs from base 78 to 989 and encodes 303 amino acids. The transcript is spliced from 2 exons. The record is from RefSeq and is a predicted model, not a curated record. Gene Ontology annotation, molecular function: protein binding.